UAUUGUCUCAGAUCUGUGGUGUGUUACUCCCAGCUCAUCAGCAAACAACUCCUUUACAGCAGCUGCGAUAAUGGCUGAACAUAUCCCCACUAUGCAGGCAUCUUACAAGGCGCUUGUAAAAGGCAUUACGUCUUUAGAUUUUGGCAAUAAAACACCUUGUAUCCUGUACCUUACAACUGAGAAAGCGUUUCCACUGCUUGUCGAUUCUGCUGGGGAAACUCUCAUUGCAGCCUCACGGUUUGGUCAAGGGAAAGUGGUCAUUUUACCCAAUAAAGAAUAUCUCACCAUGCCCUCAUUUCUCCCAUUCUUACAAAAUGCUGUGACCUGGUUAAAGCCCCCCAGUGUCCCUGAGGUUGGGGUGCAGUCAUCAUUUGCCUCUUUGGCUAAGUUCCUCACCAGUAAGGCUCACAAAGUUCAGACUAGCGACACAUUUAACAAGUCAUAUGGAGUUUACUGUACACAUGCUGAUGACAAAUCCCAGGAGCUUGUAGCUUUUAUUAAGAAUGGUGGAGGGCUUCUUAUCGCAGGACAACCAGAUCCCACCGCUGCCACCAAUGAUGCUGAUGUCUUUGAAGCCUAUUCUGGGAAUAAAAUAACAGGAGUCACUGGAAUUCAAUUCUCCAAAUUACAGUCUAAGGCUGGAGUUUAUCCAUUCACAGAAAAUAUCCCAUUAUAUAUACUGAAAGUAAAUGAGACCAUAAUUGCUCCUCACAUGAAUUCUCUUCGCAAGGAUGCUUAUAAUUCAGAAGUGAAAUCAACUGCUAAUUCAUCUCCGCUUUUUGUUUAUGGUUCCCAUUCCUUCCCUCUUUUUCAAACUAAGGAUGGUGGCAACUUUGUUGCAGGAGCUAUGUACGGAAGGGGACGAGUGCUGGUCAUUAGUCAUAAGGACCUACUUACUUUUCCAGAAUUCAAAUCAUUUCCUGAAAAAGCCCUUGAUUGGCUUGAUGGUGGUAGGAAAGGCAAGGUGGGUUUCACAGAUAAUAUGUCUCAUUUACGUGACAUUAACAUCAAUCUUAGUAAAGUUGAGAAACCCAUCAAGAUCCCAAACCUGGACCCAUCUCUCAGUGUAAUAUGCUGUGACGCAUACACUGAGCAGGACACUGACAAGAUUCUGGAGUUUGUGGCAGAAGGUGGUGGCCUACUUGUUAAUGGACAUGCCUGGACCUGGAUUGUUAACAACACUAAGAAGAAUCCAUUAACUGAUCUUCCUGCUAACAAGAUACUUUGGAAUAUGGGUAUCAUUAUUCCAGGUGGCAGCGUAAAAGUUAGUGACUAUGAACCAAUGAAUUCUAAAGACUUCUCCUCAUAUUACAAUUUCCUGAGUAUUCUUAAGCUACUUGAACGUUUUACUAAAAAAGAAGACACUAAGAUAUUUAAUUCGACCCACGUCUCCUGGUAUCCUAUCAUCAGCCUAGAUUUUAAUUCACUUUUGAAGAUGUCACAGGAGAAUAACCUGCAGAUUAGGUGUAUAUUUGACUUAAUAAACAAAAUAUUCUCAAAUCUUGAUGUUCCAAAUCUGCCAAUUAAUAUAAACAACAAGAAUGCCUGUUUAUUGCAUCUGCAAACCCUCUAUUACAAUCAGUAUGCCACAGAGGAGGAGAGUAAACCAGAAUGGAUGAAGAUAACCCCCAUCCCACCAAACAGCCCUGUGGAAAAUGUACUUAUAGAUGGUAACAACAAAGGUAAGUGUGAUUGGGUGUGA
Molecule: messenger RNA, 1702 nt
Organism: Bombina bombina (fire-bellied toad)
Lineage: Eukaryota; Metazoa; Chordata; Amphibia; Anura; Bombinatoridae
Product: TRPM8 channel-associated factor homolog
Exons: 3
Coding region: 71-1702 (543 amino acids)
Source: RefSeq, a predicted model, not a curated record